AUGGCGUCGAAAUCGUUGAUUUUAUCUUUGGUUGUCGGCUUGCUAUGUUUGGCCACGGUCUACAUCCCAUCUAAUAUUUCCUCAAAGCUCUACAUGGCUUUCAGCUAUUAUUCUACAACCCUUUUAACUCAAGAAAUAGCCGAAUUGAAAUGUCCAAUUGCUACCAAAAUCUCUCCAAAGGAUUUUGACGGUGUUUCAAAUGAAAUCCUUGACAAAAUCCUUCACGAUCCCUUGUUUAGAAACCAGUCCGCCAUGAAGUUGUCAAAGGCGGUACAAAUCGUCACCGAAGUCACUGAUAAUACAAAGUUCAUCACCAACAUGGAUGAUCCAUCUUUUGCCCCUUUCACUGAGUUCCAUAAUUACCUUGAAAAAACGUUUCCUCAUAUCCAUAAAACUCUCACAAAGGAACUUGUCAACACCCACGGCCUUGUCUUUACCUGGCAAGGUACUGACCCAUCCCUUAAGCCUGUGGUUUUAACCGCCCAUCAAGAUGUUGUUCCUGUGGAAGAACACACCGUUAAGGACUGGAAGUAUCCUCCAUAUUCUGGUCACUUUGACGGAGAAAAAAUUUGGGGCCGUGGUGCUUCCGAUUGUAAAGAUUUGCUUAUUGGUCAAAUGGAAUCAGUGGAGCUUUUGAUUGAAACAGGAUUUGUACCUUCCCGAACCAUCAUUUUGGCAUUUGGUUUCGAUGAAGAAGUCGAAGGCACCCAUGGUGCGGCUCAUAUUGGAAAAUUUUUAACUGAAAGGUACGGUGAUAAUUCGAUAUAUGCAAUCUUUGAUGAAGGUUCCCGUGGGAUUCUAGAACAGGACGGUACAUACUUGAUUCCAAUUUGUACCGCUGAAAAGGGCUAUUUGGACUCAAAAAUAACUCUACAAACUCCUGGUGGCCACGCCUCAAACCCCCCUGGAAAACAUACCGCUAUAGGCAUUAUGUCGCAAUUUGUUGGUCUCGUCGAUGAAACUCCGUUCGAGCCAUCAUUGACUAGUAUCAAUCCACUUAUGGAGCUCCUUCAAUGCUAUGCAGAAUACUCUACUUCGAUUUCGCCAAUGAGGAAAUUUGCCAUUGGCAAGGCGGCAGAAGAUGCUACUUUCAAUAAAGCAAUUGUCGACUCACUUAUGGGUGAUGUAUUUAUGAAGUAUACCAUCAGUACUUCUCAAGCUGCCACCAUUUUCAAUGGGGGAAUCAAAGCCAACGCUUUACCUGAAUCAGUGGCCAUUAAUAUUAACUCAAGAAUUGCCGUGGACUCUUCAGUGGCAGAGACUAGGGCCAAAUUUGUGGAUAACCUUAUAACCAGUGCCGAUCUCUUUGAUUUGGGUCUCAUUGUUGACGAGGAAAUUAUCCGUCCUUUCACACCAAAUGGAUACUUCAACUAUUCUGUCCCACUUAGAUCUCUUGAGCCAGCUCCAAUCACAUCCACAAAGGGCUCUGUUUGGGAAGUUUAUACUGGAUCUUUGAGGUUCUUGUAUGAAGACCUUGCAUACCCGGAGGUUGUGGCAGAGCAUCAACCUCAAGGUUUCAUUCCGGUCCCGGCAGUGAUGACAGCUAAUACCGAUAGUAAACACUAUUGGAACUUGACCGAUAACAUUAUCCGUUAUUUCCCAGAAGUCAUAAUGAAAAACGGCAUGAGUCUCAAUGGGAUCCAUGGUGCGAAUGAGUUUGCGUGGAUCGAGGGCCAUUUGAAUCUUGUUGCAUUCUACUAUUUAUACAUGAAAAACCUUGAUGACUAUACUAAUUAA
Molecule: messenger RNA, 1737 nt
Organism: Saccharomycopsis crataegensis
Lineage: Eukaryota; Fungi; Ascomycota; Saccharomycetes; Ascoideales; Saccharomycopsidaceae
Product: M20 family metallopeptidase
Exons: 1
Coding region: 1-1737 (578 amino acids)
Cellular component (GO): fungal-type vacuole lumen
Molecular function (GO): metallocarboxypeptidase activity
Source: RefSeq, a predicted model, not a curated record